GUGUAGGAGCUAGAGCAGCAGAGGUUGUUAUUUCUAACACUCAAGCACAGCAAAGCUUGCUCGUAUUCUGCAUUGGAUCAGCUAAAGGAAGGAAGAAAGCAGUUAAUUUUCAGACAGAGUAGCACUUGUUUAUGGAAAAUGGAGGCAGUCCUCUACUUGUUUUUGCUUCUUCUUCUGACUGGACAAGGUUUUUCUCAGUGUUUCACUAACACAAACUGUACUGGAGGACUGGUAGUGGCAGCAGAUCAACGAGCCUGUUGUGUGGGAACAGAUGAUGGGCUUUCUUUCAAUGAUGGCACCACCUGUACUCUCUGUGUAGUGCAUGGGUUCGGGCAGAGUAAGUAUGAUGUGGAAGAGGGCAGGAUACUGGACACCAGCUUUCAACUCAAUAUUAAGGGAACAACACAGUUUGGUGGUGCUCUUGUUGUCCCUGGUCUCAUUACAGCUGCAGCAGAUGGCACUGCAAGCACCUCAGACUUUGAAAGGCUGUCACCAAUCAGACUAACAAACAGUGCAGACAUUCGUCUGUUCACUUCCAAUGAUGAAAUCACUCUGGAGUAUAAAUGACAGAGUGCUACUGAGGUUCACUCCUGACGAUUCUAGUCUUAUUCCUGGUCUGGAGGCUAAUAGAGAGUAUAUCAGAGACACUGCAACAGUCAAUAUCAUUGAUAAUGAUUUGUUGGAGAUUACUUUCUUAGAACCUGACUAUUCUUUUGAUGAGGGUUCGACAAUGCUGAAUACACAAAUUACACUUCAGUUCCGGCCAAAUCAAAACCCAUUUAUUAUAACACUCAGCCCUGUUACUGUGGACACAGCUGAGUCUAUGGGUUUGGGAUUUUUCAUUAUUUCUGCCAGUAUUCCACCGG
Messenger RNA from Geodia barretti, 866 nucleotides. The record is from the annotation of a GenBank genome assembly. Lineage: Eukaryota; Metazoa; Porifera; Demospongiae; Tetractinellida; Geodiidae.